Messenger RNA from Pelobates fuscus (common spadefoot toad), 485 nucleotides. RefSeq names its product avidin-related protein 4/5-like. The transcript has 4 exons. Bases 3 to 461 code for a protein of 152 amino acids. Gene Ontology annotation, molecular function: biotin binding. The record is from RefSeq and is a predicted model, not a curated record. NCBI's taxonomy places the organism in Eukaryota, Metazoa, Chordata, Amphibia, Anura, Pelobatidae.
CAAUGGCAGCGUUGUUGUUACAGGCUGUUGUGCUAUGUUUGUAUGUGCUGGGUGCCUGUGGCACGGACCUGCAGCACAAAGAGCGCUGUAAUGUAUCUGGUGUUUGGGUGAACUCCCUGGGCUCUAUGCUCACCCUCUCAGUUGAUGAAGGUUCCCAUCUCAGAGGUUUCCUGAAGUCCUCUGUAGAGUCCUCCCCACUGGCUGCAGGGGAAAACAUGAUUGGGAAAGUGUCAGGAGUCCUGGGAAGUGGUAUGGAACCAACACUUGCAAUGUCGGUCACCUGGAGUGGAGGCUCAGUCAGUACUUGGGCCGGCCAGUGUUUCCAGGGACUGAAGACUCCUGUCAUUAGAACAAUGUGGCUACUGAGGUCACAGGUUGACACCGAAGACAAAAACUGGAUGGCAACUAGGAUUGGUGAAGAUACCUUCCACCCCAAAAGACGUGAACUAAAUCUGUCCUAAAAUGAACUGUUGUCUAAAAAUAAA